Ochotona curzoniae (black-lipped pika) is the source of this 1344-nucleotide messenger RNA. It is a transcript of the gene CD151, whose product is annotated as CD151 molecule (Raph blood group). The transcript is spliced from 9 exons. The coding region runs from base 117 to 878 and encodes 253 amino acids. Gene Ontology annotation, cellular component: membrane. NCBI's taxonomy places the organism in Eukaryota, Metazoa, Chordata, Mammalia, Lagomorpha, Ochotonidae. The record is from RefSeq and is a predicted model, not a curated record.
GCUGCAGCCGCCGCCCCCGCAGUCGCCGCCGCCCGGGCCCGCUCCGACGCGUGCUUGCUCCGCCCUCGGCAGCUUCCGUCUACCUGUCCCCUGGAGACGUUGCCGGCUGCUCCAGGAUGGGCGAGUUCAACGAGAAGAAAGCCACAUAUGGCACUGUCUGCCUUAAGUAUCUGCUGUUUUGCUACAACUGCUGCUUCUGGCUGGCCGGCCUGGCCGUCAUGGCAGUGGGUGUCUGGACCCUGGCCCUCAAGAGUGACUACAUCAGCCUGCUGGCCUCUGGCACCUACCAGGCCACAGCCUACAUCCUGGUGGUGGCCGGAGUCGUCGUCAUGGUUACCGGCGUGCUGGGCUGCUGCGCCACCUUCAAGGAGCGGCGGAACCUGCUGCGGCUGUACUUCAUCCUGCUGCUGCUCAUCUUCCUGCUGGAGGUCAUCGCGGGCAUCCUGGCCUAUGUCUACUACCAGCAGCUGAACGCAGAGCUCAAGGACAGCCUCAAGGACACCAUGACCAUGAAGUACCGGCAGCCUGGCCACGAAAGGGUGACCAGUGCCGUGGACAAGCUGCAGCAAGAGUUCCACUGCUGUGGCAGCAACAACUCGCAGGACUGGCGGGAGAGUGCGUGGAUCCGCUCAGGGGAGGCCGAGGGCCGCGUGGUUCCUGACAGCUGCUGUAAGACCGUGGUGCCCCACUGUGGGCAGCGGGACCACGCCUCCAACAUCUACAAGGUGGAGGGUGGCUGCAUCACCAAGCUGGAGACCUUCAUCCAGGAGCACCUGAAGGUGAUCGGGGCCGUGGGCAUCGGCAUCGCCUGUGUGCAGGUCUUCGGCAUGUUCUUCACUUGCUGUCUGUACCGGAGCCUCAAGCUGGAGCAUUACUGAGCCGGGCCCGGCUCCCCGCCAUGCUGCAGCUGCCCUACUACUGAGCUGACACUACUGAUGGCAGAGGGCCCAGGCCUCCCCUCUGCCCCCGCCCCCACAGGUCACACCCUGUGUGGCCCAGGGUCUUCACGUGCCUUGCAUUGCCCCCAGGCCCAGGAGGCUGGCCUGGCUGAAGACCCCCUUCCUGCAGGCUGCCUCAUGGGAUGGGUCCCUGCGGACCUGGGGAGGCUGGGGUGACUCCAGGGUGCUGGGCCCAGCCCCGGACCUCUGCCCCCUCCAAUGGGCUGGCAGCCAGAGCCUUAUACCCGGCGGCCCCUCCCCAGACCACAACGCUGGCAUCUGCUUGCACAUCACCCCCCACCAGGUUCCUGUGGGGUCACUGUCUGCUGUCCCACCCACUGCUGUACUGGUGCCCAGGGCCCCUCCUGUUACCCACCAGGUGCUUAAUAAAGCGUGUGGAGUGAGA